Molecule: messenger RNA, 1593 nt
Organism: Rubroshorea leprosula
Lineage: Eukaryota; Viridiplantae; Streptophyta; Magnoliopsida; Malvales; Dipterocarpaceae
Source: the annotation of a GenBank genome assembly
CCACCUCCUCCCCUCGAAAAAGAUAAAUCGCCUCCUUCCUUCAAUUCCUGGAUAUAAAAAGUUCCAACAUAGAGAAACCCAUAUAGAUGCAGUUGUAAAACAAUUCAGUUUGAUUAUUGUCUUUGGGCUUGGAUUUCGGUUUACUGUUAUUGGGUAUUUGGGUUCUGAGUUCGCCGCUGAAUAUGUCGUCUUCGUCGGAACUUACCGGGCAAAAACCGGCCAGGUUGCCUGAGAAACCGAGCUUUGCUCAGACUUGUAAUUUGUUGAGUCAGUACUUGAAGGAGAAAGUCAAUAUCCGAGAUCUUACACUCGGAAUGACAUGCAACGUUGAACCAAACGGCAGUCCAUCCAUUGCGCGACAGCCAACGGUAACAACCAUGAAUUUGUUUCCUGUUAAUGAGAAAGCGGGUGAUAUUUCUGUCCCGAACCUUGCAGCGGCUCCCCGGAACAUGAAAUCCAUGGAUUUGUUCCCGCAACAGGCUGGAUUUGAAUUUCCAUUGGUUAAGGAUGAUGGUCUGAAGAUGGCUGGUGCCGGGAGUGCUAAGUUGGAGCAGCCUCAAACUGCACAGAUGACUAUAUUUUAUGGCGGACAAGUGAUUGUUUUCAAUGAUUUUCCGGCUGAUAAGGCCAAGGAAAUCAUGGAACUAGCAGGUCAGGGAGGCUCUCAGACACAGAGCAACAACAGCUUCCCUACCAAUCUGGCCAAAAGCAGUCCUGUUGAAUCAAGUAAUGGAAUUCCUCCAGCCUCAAAUGUCGUUCCUAGUUUUGACAACAAUAUGAAGCAGGACACCAUUCAGCCGGGUCCUUCUCAACCUGUUGUUUGCAAUCUGCCAAUUGCAAGGAGAGCUUCCCUUCACCGCUUCCUUGAGAAGAGAAAAGAUAGGUAGACAUCUACGACACAUUAGUUUUCAUUUGUUUUGUUCGAACCAUCUAAAGAAAUAUGUCAGGAUCUAUUGGUUCCAACAUUAGUGUUGAUUCUUUUACACCAUAAAGCAUUGCAUGUAUUGAUUCAAGCAGAAUCAUUUUUAUGACAAAAAGUGGGUGUUCUCUCAUUCAAAAUCAUGGGUCAAACUAGUUUUGUGCUUUGAGUUGAUGUAUUGAUAUUUCCUAUGUUUUAUGAUGAAAAAUUUUCAGGAUCACCACAAAAGCACCAUACCAGACUGGAGCACCUCCUUCCAAGCCAGCAGACGGCAAGGCAUGGCUCGGUCUUGCUGCUCGGUCACCGCUGUAGUUCCGAGUUCAAACCCCCCACCCUCCCUCCCCCCCCCAAAUGUAUUCUUUGUUUUCAGGCUGUCUAAGCCUGCUAUCCCUUUUUGUUUUGGCAGGUUUAAGCCUGCCUACUAUUUUCUUAGGUCUCUAGUUGGUUGCUAUGCCAACGUUUAAUUUCAGAUCUAAGUCUAACUAGACCCCCUUUAGAGAUCCUAACUACCUUCCAAAUUGUCCCAGUAUUAGCUCAUGUAAUUAAUUACAUUAAGAAAAUUUUAGUAGUUAUUAAUUUUUAAGGAAAUUUAUGAGUAUUACUUCUAUUUUAUACUUCUUCAGAUUCAAUUUAAUUGCUUUAAUUUGAUUUUUGUAUAAAGUUUAACAAGACAG